Messenger RNA from Sodiomyces alkalinus F11, 1230 nucleotides. RefSeq names its product NAD(P)-binding protein. The transcript has 2 exons. Gene Ontology annotation, molecular function: oxidoreductase activity. The coding region runs from base 406 to 1230 and encodes 274 amino acids. The record is from RefSeq and is a predicted model, not a curated record. NCBI's taxonomy places the organism in Eukaryota, Fungi, Ascomycota, Sordariomycetes, Glomerellales, Plectosphaerellaceae.
AAGGUUUUGAGCGCGCCUCGACAAAUCCGUUUUUAACUGGCACCUCCUCCGUUGUCCGUUUUACAACUUCAAUGUACUCCGUACCUGCCUUAGUAAGGUACGAAGUACAUGCUAUCUGAGUGUGGGAGAGGUCUCGUGUCACUGGUCACUAAAGGUACUCACGGCAGCAAGAAGCAAGUCCGAGUUGCUCCUUGUUCAUCAUACACGUUUUUUUAGGGGAACAUCAAAAAUCCGCGAGAGCCAUUACCAACAGGAUACCUUAUUAACGAAGGCGACAUCAUAGUGUAUAACAUGACCAGAGCUUCAACCUAGCUAAGAUAAGAAUUUAACUAACUCACGACCCUCUCCCCUCAUCUGUCAUUCUGUCCCUUCGAGACUGCGGCAAUUCCGCCAACCUCGCCCACCAUGCCUUUCCCUUACAAGACAGUUCUCGUUACGGGCGCAACUUCUGGCAUAGGCCGUGGCCUUGCCGAACGUCUAAUUGAGCAGGGUGUUUUCGUCAUCGCAGUAGGCCGUCGUAAGGACCGACUUGAUGCACUUGUUGAGAGACAUGGAGGUGCCAGGGUUGCCAGUGAGCCGUUUGACAUCUCAAACCUCGAGGCUCUCCCUUCUUGGACAGAGAAGAUCAUUUCCACCUACCCGUCCCUUGAUGCAGUUCUCCUAAACGCAGGAGUUCAGCGUAGUCUCAACUUCAACUCGCCCGGCGCUUCCAGUCCAGAUACCCUGGCCCAGACGACCUCGGAGCUGGUCACCAACUAUAUCUCGCCUCUUCAUACCACUCUGCUAUUCCUCCCACACCUCCGCGCCCGCGCUGCCAACGGUGACCCAGCCGCCAUCCUUCUUGUUUCUUCCUCCCUAGCUCUCGUUCCUAUCUCCCGUUGUCCCAACUACUGUGCCUCCAAGGCGGCUUUACACUCCUUGGCUUGGCAGCUUCGGGCCCAGCUCCAAGACGCGACGGCCUCGGAGGGUCAUUCGAACCAGCCCGGCGUCAGGGUUAUUGAGAUCAUCCCACCUGCCGUGCAAACGGAGUUGCAUACCCAACAGGGCCUCGCCCCCAUCGGUAUGCCGCUUGAGGAAUUCCUCACUGAAACUUGGUUGGCAUUGGAAAGGGGGGACCAAGACGAAAUUCUUGUCGGUCCGGCAAGGGACCAUAGUCAUGUGGAAGAGGAAAAGCGGCGCACGUUUGCCUGGGUUGCUCAGCAAAUGAAGUUACAGGGCAGUGACACCUAG